Molecule: messenger RNA, 2435 nt
Organism: Anopheles aquasalis
Lineage: Eukaryota; Metazoa; Arthropoda; Insecta; Diptera; Culicidae
Product: gastrula zinc finger protein XlCGF57.1-like
Biological process (GO): regulation of transcription by RNA polymerase II
Cellular component (GO): nucleus
Molecular function (GO): zinc ion binding; DNA-binding transcription activator activity, RNA polymerase II-specific; RNA polymerase II cis-regulatory region sequence-specific DNA binding
Source: RefSeq, a predicted model, not a curated record
CUGGUGCUCGAGGUCGCGCUCCUUCGCUUCCGAAAUCUCCGCUCAAGAAUUGCCGACGAUCGGCCCACAUCAACCGCCUGCGAAUCGAGUUGCUAACGAUUGCCAACGUAACCCGUGACAACAGGACCACCGAGUGGAGCUAGCUACCAUGCAACAGUGCCGGUUAUGUUUGGGCCAGGACAGGGAGCUUGUGGAUAUCUUCAUCACACAGCGGCAGGAAGUGGAGAACGCGGCGGCCCCGCUGCACGUGCGGCUUCAGGAGUGUCUGCAUCUCGAUAUACUCCAGAACGAUAACCUACCCCGGUGGAUCUGCCGGCAGUGCUUGGACCGUGUGGACGAUUUUACUCGCUUCCGAGAGCGUUGUCUGGAGAACGAGCGUGCACUGCGGGACGCCAACACACAGCACGGUCUGGGUGAUACCCAGAAGGAGCACGAAGGCGUGAACUCGAUUUAUGACCUGGACACGAGCGAUGAUGAGGACGAUGAUGAAGAACCGGAGAUAGUGGUCAUCAAUCCGAUGCGCGAUUACGAAAGCUCCAACCAGAGCCUCCAGAAUGGAACGUGCGAUGAUGCAGGGGAAGAGGAGCAACAGGAAGAGAAUGAUGAUUCGGUCGCGGCCAGUGGUGCUGAAGCGAUGAACGCGUCCGCUGCAGAUGUCCACGCGGAAGAGGAACUCGAUGGAUCGGGUGAUGCGGAAGAAGAGGAAGAGGAAGAAGAUGAAAUGCUAACGAUGUAUCCGGCUGGUACGGGUAGCAAUGGUUUGGGACGACCAACGGAAACCAAUGCCGCCAGCGAACGCAAUCAUGAGGCCGUGCAGAAGACGACCGUGUUCACCUGCAAGUACUGUGACGUGGCUUUCGCUGCUUCGACAGCCUGUCAGCUGCACGAGAUGCAGGAUCACGAUCUGUUGGCACCGUACGCCUGCCAUCUGUGCAACUACCGCACGGCCAUCCGGCUAUCGUUGAUUGCGCAUCUUCGCGAGAUUCACAGCAUCCCGCGGCCGUAUAUCUGCGUCCAGUGUGGUAAAGGGUUCGUGCGUCGAUCGGAUCUCAAGAAGCACACGUUCGUGCACACCGGUGUCCGGCCGUACGCCUGUCAACAGUGUGGCAAGUCUUUUUCACGCAACACUAACCUCACGAAGCACAUGCGCAUUCACCUUGGCGUGAAACCACACAGCUGCAGCUCCUGUCCGCGGACGUUCGUGAACAAAGCGGAUUUGGUACGGCACCGUAAUGUGCAUCUUUCAGCGCGAACAGCCUUCACCUGCACCUGGUGUGGGAAUGCGUACGCACGAAAGGACAAUCUGCAGCAUCACGAGGUUAACUGCGCCUCUAGAAGGCAUGCCACCAGUGCGCCACCUUUACUACUGCCACCGAUUACCGAAAACCAUCUGUACGCGUACGGUGGACUGCACACAGAUCCAUCGAUCGGUCAGAUGGCAUCAGCACCACCGCAACACAACACCGAACCGACGACGAUGAUGGAUCAAUCGAAUGGAAUGGACUCGACGUUGAAUGCAAGCGCAACCUUGGCCAGCUUCGCCAACAUUAUUCCCAUGCAGAUGAUGGGUGAAUCGGCGACUGGGGCCAGUGUGUCCGGUGCACGCACUGGUCCUGAAAUGCCACCUUCGAACAAGGUGUACGAUUGCCCGAGCUGCCCCAAGCGGUUUCUCAGCAAGGCAACACUCCGGAAGCACCAGCUUACGCACCCGCAGCGUCCCGAUCCGGGUUACGAGUGUCCACAGUGUCAGAAACAUCUGCCUGGCAAGCGUGAACUCGAGCGGCAUCUAAUGACGCACCUAGACCAUAAACCGUUCGCUUGCAAAACGUGCGGCAAGCGGUUCCUGUGGAAGAAUAAGCUGCAACGCCACGAGCGCAUCCAUCGUGAGGAACGCCACUUCGGUUGUCCCAACUGUGGCGCAACGUUCCAGCGGAGGACGGCACUGGCGACGCACCUGAAGAUCGACUGUACCGCAUCACUGAUCGGUCGGGAGCAACAACGGCUCACGAACGAUACGGCCUACGGCCUGCUGCCACCACAUUCCAUGCUUCCGUGAGGAGAGCGAGGGCGCGAGGAUACGAGAUUAUUUAUGCCAGCAUUCAGAUUCCGACGAAGCUUUAGGGCCAGCAGAUUGUUGUUCGGUUAACCAUUAAGGAUAGCGUCCUACAUUAGUGUACCUUUAUCUUCGACACAACUUCAUUACGCAUUUUCACCUAGACAAACGCCCAGCCCUUUCCCCCGUGCCCACCUUCCCCUUUCCGUAAGCGGUACUAGCUAUAAGUUCAUUAACAUUAAUCCAUCGUUCACAAUAGUGUAAGCUGCCGUGGAUACGAUUUUAACUGGAUACUUCAUUAAGCAUGUUCGUAAUUAAAUGAUAAAAUAGACUAUUGCCCCAAACCUGUACACCGUCAGUGUUUCAUAAAUAAAAUUACUGA